Camelina sativa (false flax) is the source of this 1980-nucleotide messenger RNA. RefSeq names its product putative protein phosphatase 2C 40. NCBI's taxonomy places the organism in Eukaryota, Viridiplantae, Streptophyta, Magnoliopsida, Brassicales, Brassicaceae. Gene Ontology annotation, molecular function: protein serine/threonine phosphatase activity. The record is from RefSeq and is a predicted model, not a curated record. Gene Ontology annotation, biological process: protein dephosphorylation.
AUACCCAAAAUUAGCAAAAACAAAAAAACAUUCAACUCGUUAAAACUCUUCCUCCUCCAUCCAUCCAUUAAAUCCCCUUCUCCUUCUCUUCUCUUUUCACUUCUCUCACUCUCUUUUUUUUUUAUAUAUUCUCUCUUCCGAUUUGUUUCUUCUGACGACUAAGUUCUUCUCUCUGAUUCGCGUAUUCGUUAAGAAACAUUAUCAAGAAAGUGAAAUUAAAAAAAAAAUGCAGGAAGAGACUGAUCCUACUUAUGGUGAGAUUGAGAUAAGUUUUGGUUAUCAAUGCAAUAAUAAUAAGAUAGGGAUUCCUGAAGAUAGUGUUCCUGAUGGCCGUGAGGUUCUUGCUGGGUUUAGGCUUCAAAAGACUAGCAGUUUCUCUUGUUUAUCUGGAGCUGCUUUAAGCGGCAACCCUACCUUAGCCAAUACCAAUAUCUGCAAUGGAGUGAUUGGUUCUGAGAUUUUGCCUUCUCUAGAUUCUCCUAAAUCUUUCAGGAAAGUUCCAUCUUCCCCUGCGCUUUCUAAGCUUGACAUACUCUCUCCUUCUCUUCAUGGAAGCAUGGUGAGUCUUAGCUGCAGCUCGUCUACUAGUCCGAGCCCUCCUGAUCCUGAAUCUUGUUACUUGACGUCAUUGAGUUCUCCUUCUUCUGUGAAUGAAAGUUUUCUCUCUGCCAUGGAAGUUCAAGUUGCGGGAGGUGCUGCAGGGGAAGAUAGGGUUCAAGCUGUCUGCUCUGAGGAGAACGGUUGGCUCUUUUGCGCUAUAUAUGAUGGAUUCAAUGGGAGAGAUGCUGCUGAUUUCUUGGCUUGUACUUUGUAUGAGUCCAUUGUGUUCCAUCUCGAGUUGCUUGAUCGCCAGAUGAAGCAAAGCCUUACCAAGUCCGAUGAUGAUGUCGAAAAGUUGGAGUUGUUGUCAAAUAUAAGUAAAAUAGACUACUCUUCCUCUGAUUUGUUCAGACAAGGAGUGCUAGAUUGCUUAAACCGUGCGCUGUUUCAGGCGGAAAACGAUUUCUUGAGAAUGGUUGAGCAAGAAAUGGAAGAAAGACCGGACUUAGUAUCCGUGGGAUCUUGCGUUUUGGUCACUCUCCUUGUCGGGAAGGAUCUCUACAUCCUUAAUCUAGGUGAUAGCAGAGCUGUUCUAGCGACCUACAAUGGUAAUAAGAAGCUGCAAGCUGUUCAGCUCACAGAGGAUCAUACAGUUGAUAACGAAGUCGAAGAAGCUAGACUCUUAAGUGAGCAUCUUGAUGAUCCCAAAAUCGUUAUUGGUGGAAAAAUCAAAGGAAAGCUUAAAGUUACUCGUGCUCUAGGAGUUGGUUACUUGAAGAAGGAGAAACUGAACGAUGCACUGAUGGGAAUUCUCCGUGUACGUAACCUUUUGAGCCCGCCUUACGUUUCCGUGGAACCAUCGAUGAGAGUUCACAAGAUAACGGAAUCAGAUCACUUUGUUAUAGUUGCAAGUGAUGGUUUGUUCGAUUUCUUCAGUAACGAGGAAGCGAUUCUACUCGUACAUUCCUUCAUUUCUACUAAUCCUUCUGGUGAUCCUGCUAAGUUUCUACUUGAACGUCUUGUAGCUAAAGCUGCUGCUCGCGCUGGCUUCACGUUGGAAGAGUUGAUGAAUGUUCCGGCUGGUAGGAGACGGAGAUAUCAUGACGAUGUGACUAUAAUGGUAAUCACUCUCGGUACCCAUCAACGUACCUCAAAGGCUUCUACGUUCGUGUGAUUUUUUAUGAUGAUGGCGACAAAAUGUAAUUAGUCUCAUUUUAGACUAUGGAACUGGUCUUCAAUUUUUAGUUCACUGGAAUUAUUUCAAUGUAUAUAAUAUAUUAUUGUAGUUUUGGGGUUUUUAAACGGCUAGAGACCUAGAAUUCAUCAAGUUUGUCUACGUCAACCAUAUGUUCUGUUUCGUUUUGGGCUAGUCGGUUUGGUUUGUAACCAAGAUGUUGUAGGAGAUGUUGUGUACCUCUGAAAAAGCCAAAUUUUCAGACC